This is a messenger RNA of Cebus imitator (Panamanian white-faced capuchin), 2470 nucleotides long. It is a transcript of the gene WDR46, whose product is annotated as WD repeat domain 46. The record is from RefSeq and is a predicted model, not a curated record. Lineage: Eukaryota; Metazoa; Chordata; Mammalia; Primates; Cebidae. Gene Ontology annotation, molecular function: protein binding. The transcript has 14 exons. Gene Ontology annotation, cellular component: 90S preribosome; small-subunit processome; nucleolus. Bases 337 to 2301 code for a protein of 654 amino acids. Gene Ontology annotation, biological process: maturation of SSU-rRNA from tricistronic rRNA transcript (SSU-rRNA, 5.8S rRNA, LSU-rRNA).
UCUGACAUGUUUAGUGAAUGGCGUUCUGCUAAAAAGACUAGACUCGGACAUUUUUAGGCAAGACGGGGAAACUAAUCCGGAAAAAGAAAUCGCACCGCUACUUAGUCCCUGGUCCCGGACCUGCCCUUUUUUUUUUUUUUUAAGUGCGACAAGGUGCCAAGAGCUGUUCUGCCCCUCUAAAUAGACAGCGUGCCCUCACUCAAGAUGGCGUUAAGAGAGCUUCAAUUUGGUACGCUGCUGAUUGGAUGAAGGACAGAGGGCUUCCGGGAGUUUUCAAGCCGACUGUGGGGCAGCUGAGAGGAGUUUUGCACGUGGAACGCCGUUCCGGUGGGCGAGAUGGAGACAGCCCCCAAGCCGGGGAGGGGUGUCCCGCCCAAGAAGGACAAACUUCAGACGAAGAGAAAGAAACCGCGGCGAUACUGGGAGGAAGAGACCGUUCCGACCACAGCCGGAGUCUCUCCAGGGCCUCCUCGUAACAAGAAGAAUCGGGAGCUCCGUCCCCGGGGAGCAAAAAGUACUCACAUCUUAAAGAAGUCUCGGAUCUCCAAGAAGCCUCAGGUCCAGAAGAAACCCCGAGAAUGGAAGAAUCCGGAGUCCCAGCGGAGCUUGUCCGGGGCCCAGGACCCAUUCCCAGGCCCCGCCCCCGUCCCUGUGGAGGUGGUCCAGAAGUUCUGUCGCAUUGACAAAUCCCGAAAGCUACCACAGUCUAAAGCCAAAACUCGAAGCCGACUUGAGGUGGCUGAAGCUGAGGAAGAGGAAACAAGUAUCAAAGCUGCUCGUUCUGAGCUGCUGCUUGCUGAGGAACCUGGGUUUCUGGAAGGGGAGGAUGGGGAAGACACAGCAAAGAUAUGCCAGGCUGACAUUGUGGAGGCUGUGGACAUUGCAAGUGCAGCCAAGCACUUUGACUUGAAUCUGCGGCAGUUUGGACCCUACAGACUAAACUACUCUCGAACUGGGAGACACCUGGCUUUUGGAGGGCGUCGGGGUCAUGUGGCUGCCCUUGAUUGGGUAACAAAGAAGCUUAUGUGCGAGAUCAACGUCAUGGAGGCAGUGCGGGACAUCCGGUUUCUCCAUUCUGAGGCACUGCUUGCUGUUGCUCAGAACCGCUGGCUCCACAUCUAUGACAAUCAGGGCAUUGAGCUCCACUGUAUCCGCCGUUGUGACCGAGUAACACGGCUUGAGUUCCUGCCCUUCCACUUCCUCCUGGCUACCGCUUCAGAAACAGGAUUUCUAACCUACCUGGAUGUGUCAGUGGGGAAGAUCGUGGCAGCUCUGAAUGCUCGAGCUGGGCGGCUUGAUGUUAUGAGUCAGAACCCUUACAAUGCCGUCAUCCAUCUCGGACACAGCAAUGGUACUGUGUCUUUAUGGAGUCCAGCUAUGAAGGAGCCACUGGCAAAGAUUCUCUGUCAUCGUGGUGGGGUCCGGGCUGUGGCAGUGGAUUCUACAGGCACGUACAUGGCCACCUCUGGCCUAGACCACCAGCUGAAGAUCUUUGACUUGCGAGGGACGUUCCAGCCUCUGAGCGCUCGGACCUUGCCCCAUGGAGCAGGGCACCUGGCCUUCUCCCAGAGGGGACUGCUGGUGGCGGGAAUGGGUGAUGUUGUCAACAUCUGGGCAGGGCAGGGCAAGGCCAGCCCACCCUCCCUUGAGCAGCCCUACCUCACCCACCGGCUCUCAGGCCCUGUGCAUGGCCUUCAGUUCUGCCCCUUUGAAGAUGUGCUGGGGGUGGGGCACAGUGGGGGCAUCACCAGCAUGCUGGUCCCUGGGGCUGCUGAGCCCAACUUUGAUGGCCUGGAGAGUAACCCAUAUAGAAGCCGGAAGCAGCGCCAGGAGUGGGAGGUGAAGGCCUUGCUGGAGAAGGUACCCGCAGAGCUUAUUUGUCUGGACCCACGAGCCCUGGCUGAGGUGGAUGUCAUCUCUCUGGAGCAGAGAAAGAAGGAGCAGAUAGAGAGGCUGGGCUACGACCCAGAGGCUAAGGCUCCAUUCCAGCCAAAGCCAAAGCAGAAGGGCCGCAGCUCCACGGCAAGCCUGGUGAAGAGGAAGAGGAAGGUCAUGGAUGAGGAACACCGGGUAGAUGAGCAUUGGGAUGGGCUGGGCCUCCCACAGGCUACACCUUCCUGCUUGUGCCUCUGCCCUUGGCAGCCUGCCAUUUCUUACUCUGUCUCUGUGUCCUCCCUCUCUGGUCCCCAGGACAAGGUCCGGCAGAGCCUUGAGCAGCAGCAGCAGCUGCAGCAGAAGAAGGAAGCAAAGACCAAGCCCACGGGGGCCUGGCCAUCUGCCCUGGACAGAUUUGUGCGCUGAGCCAGGCUCCAGGGUUGCCUGGGGACAGUCUCUCCCAAGAUCACCUGUAAGGAAAUUACUAUUCCCUGGAACAAGGAGGUGGGGACAGUGUGCUCCCUUCCCCAGUUUGGGGGUGGACAGGUGGCUCCUGGGGUGGGUUGGUAUUAAAAAGGAAAGUGGUUUUUUUGGA